Molecule: messenger RNA, 3296 nt
Organism: Cygnus atratus (black swan)
Lineage: Eukaryota; Metazoa; Chordata; Aves; Anseriformes; Anatidae
Gene: CCKAR
Product: cholecystokinin A receptor
Exons: 5
Coding region: 1174-2460 (428 amino acids)
Biological process (GO): neuropeptide signaling pathway
Cellular component (GO): membrane
Molecular function (GO): neuropeptide receptor activity; cholecystokinin receptor activity
Source: RefSeq, a predicted model, not a curated record
CUUUCUUCCUUCCUUUCUUCCUUCCUUUCUUCCUUUCUUCCUUCCUUCCUUCCUUCCUUCCUUCCUUCCUUUCUUUCUCUCUCUCUUUCUUUCUUUCUUUCUUUCUUUCUUUCUUUCUUUCUUUCUUUUCCUUUUCUUUCUUUUUUUUCCCCUCCCCAUAAACAAGUUGUAUCCUGGAAGUCAAAAGCCCAGGACUUUGUGCAACACCAGAGAGGAUGGUGUUUAUGUAUUCACAAAGCAGAACCCAGAAGAAAGGGCUUCUUUUAAGCAGUCAAGAUUGCUGCAUUUUCACUAAUGCGUAACUAAUGUGCAGUACUUUAUCAGUUCAUCAGGUUUACAAGUCAUAUACAAGUCUUUGCACUGAAAAAUUGUCUAGGCUUCUGCUUAUAUGACCCAACAAUCCUAGUGACAUACUUUUCAUAAGGCUUGAUCCAGGAACACUGAAAUUUGUGAGGCUUUCUGCGGCCUUACUGGGUUUUGGAUCAGGCACAUACAAAGCUUUGGUAUGAAGUUAGCACUUCAUUAAAUGAGCUAGAAGUAGCAGCUCUUGUUUUCCUGAGUCAAUUACAUACCCAGUCUUCAGUUUGCUCUGAAAAAUGUGAAGAAAGCAAUCGCUUUCAUGUAAGGCGUGCAAAAUCUUCUUGAUGUUUUUCCCUUCUGCGCCUUUUUAUUCAGCUCCUCUGGCCAUUUCAAAUGUUGUUGGUUGAGAGACAGAUUUAUCACUCUCAUCUCUCACUGGUUGUGAUUUAUUGGCUGUGGAACAGCAGCAUCCCUCUGAGAAAUAUUGCAGAGAUGUGAGCAGAAGCAACCUUGCAAGGGGUUAACGCUGUAAUGUUUUUCUGGUCUGUUUAUAAUCCCAACAGUAGGCCAGUAGCAGAAGAGGGUGGAUCUAAAAAAGUACAGGAGGGGAUGUGUGCUUAUGUGCAUAUGUGUGAAUAGUGUCUGUGUGCAUGCCCUGCUCUGCUAAACUGCCUCGCAUGCCACUGACAUAAAUCUGUUUUCAGGCUGACCAGGGUGUUCCUGACAGAUGGUUAAAGAGCUUACUUCUCGCACUGCCUCUCUGGUAUUCCUCCUGAAGACUUCAUUCAGAAAGAUAUUGUUUACUGAAAGAAUGGGCAGAUAGUUACAAGCCAGCCCUCUUCUUCCUAGAAGCUAACCUGUGGAUCCUGAAGGAUGGAAAUAGUUGAAGCGAGCUUACUUGAGAACGGCACCAAUAUCACUGCUUUCCUGUGUGAUAUCCUCUUGGAAAAUGACACUUUUUUCUGUGCGGAUGAUCCACCUUAUUCUUCUAGAGAUUUGCACCAGAUAAUCCGGAUUCUGCUGUACUGUUUGAUAUUUCUGCUCAGUGUUUUGGGGAACAUUCUGGUAAUCACAGUGCUGAUACGAAACAAACGGAUGAGAACAGUCACUAACACGUUUCUGCUGUCACUGGCUGUCAGCGACCUGAUGCUCUGCCUCUUCUGCAUGCCAUUCACUCUCAUUCCCAACCUGCUGAAAGAUUUUAUUUUCGGGAGUGCUGUUUGCAAAACUGCCACUUAUUUCAUGGGUAUCUCUGUAAGUGUAUCUACAUUCAACCUGGUUGCCAUCUCUCUGGAGAGAUACAGUGCCAUUUGCAAACCUCUACAGUCCAGGGUCUGGCAGACCAAAUCUCACGCCUUGAAAGUGAUUGCUGCUACCUGGUGUGUUUCCUUUACUAUCAUGUCACCAUACCCAAUUUACAGCAAACUGGUACCUUUUACCAAGUAUAACAACAGCACAGCAAACAUGUGUCGGCUCCUUUGGCCAAGUGAUGUCAUUCAGCAGUCCUGGUACACUUUCCUGCUACUCAUACUCUUUCUUAUACCUGGGAUUAUAAUGAUGGUUGCGUAUGGCCUAAUUUCUUUGGAACUGUACAGAGGAAUAAAAUUUGACGCCAGCCAGAGAAAAUCUUCAAGAGAAAGGAAAAUAAGUACCAGCAGUGCCAAAUACGAGGAUGGGGACGGAUGCUACCUGCAAAAAUCCAAAAGGAAAAGGAAAGUGCCAUUGCAACAGCUCUCUGCUCUGAGCAACAGCAAAAUAGACAGGGCAAGAAGCAGCAGCUCUUCUGCCAACUUGAUGGCCAAGAAACUCGUCAUCCGCAUGUUGAUGGUGAUAGUGAUUUUGUUUUUCCUUUGCUGGACUCCCAUUUUCAGUGUAAAUGCCUGGCGCGCCUUUGACACCACCUCAGCAGACCUGCAUCUCUCGGGAGCUCCCAUCUCCUUUAUUCACUUGUUGUCCUACACUUCUGCCUGUGUGAACCCUAUCAUAUAUUGCUUCAUGAACAAGCGUUUCCGCAUGGGCUUUCUAGCCACUUUCACCUGCUGCGCUAAGCAAAAGCCUCCUGCAAUAAAAGAUGUUGGCGAUGAAGAGGAGGGGAAGACAACACGGGCUUCGCUCUCCAAAUGUUCUUACACACACAUGAACGUACCUGCACCCCCGUGAGCCGCAUCAGAAGAGGCUGCAAGUGCCCUGCAGAAAUUCAGGUGGUUAUCGUCUGGUGUGGGAAAGUGACUGUGGCAUCAGCUGAACAUGAUUUAGUUCUGAGGUAAUGAAACACUUCAGCUGACAGUAAAUGUGGUGAGAAUUGAAAUGAAUGCUAUCCUUCUCCGAGCUUUAUAUCACUUUCCUUUCAAAAGUACAAAGGAGAAAGAGGGCUCUUUGAAGAUAAGGGACUUUAUACAAAGCCUUAAAAGGUGGUCAUAAAUUUAUUUGUCAUAAAUUCUCCUGUAAUAAAACUGGCGUCCUUAACAUCAACAGUUUAGCUCCAUUUUCAGCUGCAGUUCUGAGUAUCUCUUAAAAUUUCCGAGAUGCUAGUGGAUUCUCCUCAAACAUAAAUACAUGUAUUACAGUGUUUACUUCAAUAUCUCUGCCUUAUAAUCAAAAUCUUUCAGUUACAUUUGUAGUAUAUUUUUUCACAUUGUUUCAGCUGAACUAAUAUGUGUUGAGAUCAUUCUGCUGUCACAGUCAAUUAAAAGAAUUUCGGUGUGGGGAGAAUGGGCUUGUCCAUGUGAAAAUAAUGCUUUUAUGUAAAAUAAUUUCAUCCUUUUUUUUUUAAAAUAAAAUGAAAAUAAAUAUUGAUGACUUUAAGUGUGUAUGGAAUGCAUUCUUCACUUCGGCAAUAACCUAUUAUAAAUUUAGAUCAUUUAAUGUAUUUUCCAUUUAAAUAAAAACAAAACAAAACAAACAAAAAAUGUAGAACAAGCACAAAGAAGCAGCUUUCUUCCCUGCAGCUGCAAGCACCCGUGCAUUCAAGGGGCAGGAUCUGAGAUGGACCCCAA